This is a messenger RNA of Malaclemys terrapin pileata, 939 nucleotides long. RefSeq names its product immunoglobulin superfamily member 1-like. The transcript has 7 exons. The record is from RefSeq and is a predicted model, not a curated record. NCBI's taxonomy places the organism in Eukaryota, Metazoa, Chordata, Testudines, Emydidae. Bases 64 to 939 code for a protein of 291 amino acids.
GGCUGGGUGGAGCUCAGCACUGGGGUGUUGGUGUAAGUGCUGAGGGGCCCCCACUGCCCCAUCAUGGCAUCUGCUCUCAUUGUCCUCUUCCUCGGCUGCUGGCUGGUGGGACAGAGCGGGGCGUGGGGAGGCCGAGAAUACCCCAAACCCACCGUCUGGGUGAGCCCCAGCAGGGUGGUGGCAAUUGGGGGAAGCGUCACCAUCCGCUGUGAGGGUUUGUACCUGGACAUGGAGUUUUUUCUGCGUAAAGCUGGACACCUGAAUGUGCAGGUGCAGCCGGUGCCUGAUGGGACCGUGGCUGAAUUUCCCAUCCCCAGUGUCAGCCGGGAAGAUGGAGGGAGCUACACCUGCGACUAUCGCUCCAUAACGGAACCAAAUCGCUGGUCGUAUCUCAGCGACCCCGUCGAGAUCAUUGUAGCAGAUUCCAGCUUACCCAGACCCUCCAUCUCUCUGAGCUCCACUGGGGUCACCGCCCCAGGGGCAGAUGUCACCAUCUGCUGUCAGGGUCCGCGCUGGGAUGUGAGGUUCUUCCUGCACAAGGCUGGAGACCUGAACCCGCAGCGACACAUGGACACUGCUGGGGCCGGGGCCGAGUUCCGCAUCCCCACCGUGGGCCGGCAGCACGGAGGGAGCUACAGCUGCAGCUACCGGCCCCGACAAGAGCCCUUCGUCUCCUCGCAGCCCAGCGACACCGUGCAGCUGGUGGUUGGAGGGGGAACUGACCCGACCCAGCCUGGAGCGGUGCCGGCUCCCACCCGCCUGGGCAGCGCAGAGCCAGGUGGAUUGGAAUCGCUGGCACCUCCGGGUCUGACCAGCCCCAUCAUCGCUGGGGUGAGCGUGGCGGCCACCAGCCUCCUCCUCCUCCUGCUCCUCGUGGCCUUCGUCUGCUUCAGAAAAACCCGAGCCAGAAAAGGAGCCGCACCGAGACCGAGCAGGUAG